UUUCUUGCAUAACAUGCCAGGAAUGAUUUACUAAGGAGGAGCCAUCGAUUUAAUCAAACUCUUAUUAGUUAACAGAAUUCUAUAAAGCAGUUUCCUUGAGAGCUCUGAACGUGAGCCUUGAAAAGCUGAAAUACUCCAAGCUGCAAAAGAGAUCGCUCUCUCCCUCUCGCUCUCUCCCACACUUUUCGACUCUAAAAACAAAAGGCAAUGGAACCAGCCGAGAAAUACCUUUUCACAUACAAAGGAUUCUAUUUCCAGCCAGACAUGGCUUCAGCGGAGUACUUGGAUACCUUGGAGGAUUUUGAAAUAAGAGACAGUGAUGUAUUUUUAGUCACUUAUCCAAAGUCAGGAACAAUAUGGACUCAAAAUAUUUUGAGCUUGAUUUAUCAUGAAGGUCACCGAGAUGGAACUGAAAAAGUGGAUUUACUAGACAGAGUUCCAUGGCUGGAGUACAAUAUCCGCAAUGCGGAUUACAUCAGUCGUCCAUCACCUCGCCUCUUUGCUUCCCAUCUACCCUACUAUUUAGCACCCAAGGGAUUAAGGAACAGAAGAGCAAAAGUUGUUUAUGUGGUCAGAAACCCAAAGGAUGUCUUGGCUUCCUAUUACCAUUUUUCCAAAACUUCACGCAAAUUAGAAGAAGUAGAAGAUUUUGGAAUUUUCAUGGAGAGGUUUUUGGCUGGAAAGGGUUACUCUGAGGAAAUUCCGCAUCCAUGCAUCACAAAGAGUCUCCAACUCAGACUCCAACUACACCAUUUUAUGCCACUGAUGAAUGGUGCCCAUUGACGCAGAAUGAAGGGUGUAGAUCUGGCCAACUCCCAAAGGAAAUCAGGUCGAUUUAUAUUCUCUUUGCAUCAGGAUGCAGCAGCUACAAAUCAUUACAAGGUGGAGCCCCUAAUCCUUAAUCAAGUGUAGAGAUUCGUGCCAAGUUAUAACUCAGAAACCCAGACCAGGUCUCCUAAAUGUUGCAAGUAUUAACUGCCACACCAUAUAAGGAAACUGGCAGUGUGGGAAGGAAGGGAGCUGGAGGAAGGCUGGACUGAUCUCAGCCCAUCCAUCACUCUCCCAUCACAUUGGGUUGCGAAGCACUGCAGGUAGCCUUAAAAUGCAGAACUCUUCUGCAAAUUCCUUCUCUGAGAAAGUGUUUGGUGAGGGUGGAUGGUAUUAAUUCAGCUUCUCUUUAAUGGUUUGUAGCAAUGCUGGUUCUUAAAUUAAUUCCUCUAAAUUGUUUAAAUGGAAUUUAUAUGUUUGUACUGCUGGUUUUCCCUGAAUGUUUUUCAAAAAAAUCACCUGAUCUACAUUUUAUGCCAAAUCAACUUCUUUCCCAUCAGUACUUGCAAGUUUAUGGUUGGACCAUGUGGAAGGCUGGUACUCUCACAAGGAUGACUUCAAUAUUCUAUUUCUUACCUAUGAAGAAAUGAAGAA
Podarcis muralis (Common wall lizard) is the source of this 1422-nucleotide messenger RNA. The record is from RefSeq and is a predicted model, not a curated record. Lineage: Eukaryota; Metazoa; Chordata; Lepidosauria; Squamata; Lacertidae.